AUGUCGGUCCUCGUGCCAAACCUUUGGAACAUCCCGUUCUGCGACUUCGGGAUCGGCACCAUAGACGGCGGGCUUCGCGGGCUCGUCGCCUAUGUUAUCUCCAGGGAGUACGGGUGCGGGUACUGCGCGGCGCACUGUGCCGCCCUCGGUACGAUCUGGCGAGGGGACAGCGUCUUCCUCGCCAAGAACAUCAAGGCCAUGGCGCCCGAGCCAGACCCGGAGGUGUUCACGCCCAAGGAGCUUUCCGCGAUCAACAUCAGCAAGAAGUUGGGGCCCGUGCCUUCCCGGGUUACGGCGGACGACAUCCGUGACAUGGCGUCCGUGUACACGGAGAAGGAACAGGAAGGCGUAAUCAAUUCAGGCGUCGUCAUGGGCUUCCUCAACCGAUUCAUGGACACCAUCGGGAUGACCCUUGAGAUGGAGCCGUUGGAGAUGGGCAUGGAGCAGCUCGCGCCCACAGGCUGGGAGCACGGGCACUCGUACGAUCCAGAGGCGGACGCCGAGCUGAUGGCGGAGGAUCGAGUGGAGGCCGUGAAGAGGGCCGAGAGGAAAUCCAAGUCCAACUUCUUGUCCUACAUCAAGAUGAUCAUCGGCGCUAAGUUGGCCGACAGAGCGAGCCUCAAGAACACUCCAACGGCGGAGCAAUUGGUAGCCCAAAAGUGCAUGGAACUGGCGGGCUUCGUCCCCUACUACUUGGUGCAGAUGAAGCACUCCCAGGCCCGGAACGCCUUUGUGUGGGCCUUCACUUUGCGGCUGUGCCAGGGCUCCGAGGAGGUGCCGGCCCAGCUCAAGCAGCUGAUGUGCUACAUCUGCGCGACGAACGCGGGCAACACGAUCCUGAGGGCCCACUACGCCUUCAUGGCGCACCGCAACGGCAUGCCCAUCAGGCAGCUGGCCACCGCCACCAACACCGACUCGAGCGAGGCCGUGGCGGCGGAUGACACGAUCGACGCCAAGCAGGUGGCGGCGAUGGCCCUGGCGGAGGCAUGCAGCGGUACGCCUUCGACGGUGUCUCCGGUGCUGGUGGGGCUGCUGAUGCGACAGUACUCCCCGGCUGGGGUGAUCGAGCUCAUCGCUACCGUCUCGCUGGCCUUCAUGUACCACCGAUGGACCGCAAUCUACAUGCCGAGGGAGUACGAACCGGAGGUGCUCAAGUUCGUUCAGGAACACGGAGCUGCCCUAGGGAUCGACCCAGAGCGCCCUUGCACGAAGGAUCAGUCCACGUGGGAGGGCAUCGCCAAGGAGGCCCGCGCCGCCGCUGGCCUCGGGUAG
This is a messenger RNA of Ectocarpus siliculosus, 1272 nucleotides long. Lineage: Eukaryota; Phaeophyceae; Ectocarpales; Ectocarpaceae. The record is from the annotation of a GenBank genome assembly.